Molecule: messenger RNA, 4059 nt
Organism: Grammomys surdaster
Lineage: Eukaryota; Metazoa; Chordata; Mammalia; Rodentia; Muridae
Gene: Vangl2
Product: VANGL planar cell polarity protein 2
Exons: 9
Coding region: 588-2153 (521 amino acids)
Biological process (GO): establishment of planar polarity; Wnt signaling pathway, planar cell polarity pathway; multicellular organism development
Cellular component (GO): plasma membrane
Source: RefSeq, a predicted model, not a curated record
CAGAGCUGAUUCCCGAUCCCCGAUUGCUUGGUCCUGGGUCCCGCCAUGGGAGCCUGAGCGCCCUGCAGGUCCCCCGGCCCCCUGCCCCCGGGGCCUCGAGGGGGAAACAGGCGAGCGGUCUGGGACGGAGCCGGGGUGAGCGACCUCGGGAGCCCCCCUCGUCAACCCCCAUCGCCCGCGCUGCCGGUUCUGGAGCGCGGAGUUCGGAACGACCGGGUGCGCUGCGGAUACAAAGGCGCGGAGCAGAGCGGGGCGUGCGCCCAGUCCACCCGGCUGUUCGCAGCGGCGGCUCCCGCCUGUGUGCUUCUGGUCUUAUCCCAGAUUUAUCUUCCUGCUUUGCCUCUACUCAACUUCCUCUCUCUCUGAGGUGACCUGAAACCUCUCACCCUCUACAGGGAGCUGUCGCUUGAAUUUCUCUGAGAUAAGCCCACUCGUCCAGCAAAAUAGAGUCCCUCAGGGUGACAGUUGACUUCCUAAAGGUGCCUCUUGGCCUGAAGAAGCCUGUGCUGAAGGAGGUGGCUGUGGGACCCCCCAAGAGGCCCCAGCCCGCGGCCCUGGAGCGUUACAAGGCACGGCGUUCAGACGCCAUGGACACCGAGUCCCAGUACUCGGGCUAUUCCUACAAGUCGGGCCACUCCCGCAGCUCCCGAAAGCACAGGGACCGCCGGGACCGACACCGCUCUAAGAGCAGGGAUGGGAGUCGUGGAGAUAAAUCAGUGACGAUCCAGGCUCCAGGGGAGCCCCUGCUGGACAAUGAGUCCACAAGGGGGGAUGAACGGGAUGACAACUGGGGAGAAACAACAACAGUGGUCACAGGCACUUCUGAGCACAGCAUCUCCCAUGAUGACCUCACACGCAUCGCCAAGGACAUGGAGGACAGUGUCCCGCUGGAUUGUUCCCGCCACCUGGGUGUGGCAGCAGGGGCCAUUCUGGCACUGCUCUCGUUCCUCACCCCGCUGGCUUUCCUGCUGCUGCCCCCGCUGCUGUGGCGGGAGGAGCUGGAGCCGUGUGGGACCGCCUGUGAGGGCCUUUUCAUCUCCGUGGCCUUCAAGCUGCUCAUCCUGCUGUUGGGCAGCUGGGCUCUGUUCUUCCGCCGACCCAAGGCUUCACUGCCCCGAGUCUUCGUGUUGCGAGCUCUGCUCAUGGUGCUUGUCUUCCUGCUCGUAAUCUCCUACUGGCUCUUCUACGGCGUUCGCAUCUUGGAUGCCAGGGAGCGCAGCUACCAGGGCGUGGUUCAGUUUGCCGUUUCGCUAGUGGAUGCCUUACUCUUCGUGCACUAUCUGGCUGUAGUUCUGCUGGAGCUGCGUCAGCUCCAGCCCCAGUUCACACUCAAGGUCGUGCGAUCCACAGAUGGGGCCAGCCGCUUCUACAAUGUCGGCCAUCUCAGCAUCCAGCGAGUGGCAGUGUGGAUCCUGGAGAAGUAUUACCAUGACUUCCCUGUCUACAACCCCGCCCUCCUCAACCUGCCCAAGUCCGUCCUGGCCAAGAAAGUGUCUGGCUUCAAGGUGUAUUCUCUCGGAGAGGAAAACAGCACCAAUAACUCCACUGGCCAGUCAAGGGCCGUGAUCGCAGCUGCAGCACGGAGGCGCGACAACAGCCACAAUGAGUACUAUUAUGAAGAAGCCGAGCAUGAGCGCAGAGUGCGCAAGCGCAGGGCCAGGCUUGUCGUGGCUGUGGAGGAGGCCUUCACGCACAUUAAGCGGCUGCAGGAAGAGGAGCAGAAGAACCCCAGGGAGGUGAUGGACCCCCGGGAGGCAGCUCAAGCCAUCUUUGCGUCCAUGGCCCGUGCCAUGCAGAAGUACCUUCGCACCACGAAACAGCAGCCUUACCAUACCAUGGAGAGCAUCCUUCAGCACCUGGAGUUCUGCAUCACCCACGACAUGACACCCAAGGCCUUCCUGGAGCGAUAUUUGGCUGCCGGACCCACCAUUCAGUACCACAAGGAACGUUGGCUGGCCAAACAGUGGACAUUGGUGAGCGAGGAGCCAGUGACCAAUGGGCUUAAGGAUGGCAUCGUGUUCCUCUUAAAGCGCCAGGACUUCAGCUUGGUGGUGAGCACCAAGAAGGUGCCCUUCUUCAAACUCUCGGAGGAGUUUGUAGAUCCCAAGUCACAUAAGUUUGUCAUGCGGCUGCAAUCGGAGACCUCUGUGUGACUUUGCAGCAGCCGAGAGGAGGGAUGUGGGGGUUCCCGCGGAAUGGGAGAGGCUUGGUUCUCUGGCCCUGACACAUUUCUGCCAUCCUACUUCCUCUUGCUCUUGUUUGUUUUUAGUUUUUGUUUUUUACUUGAAUUAACUUAUCCUGUACUCAGUCUCCUCCCCUCUUCUUCAGUUUUUCCCGUCUGGAAAUCUGGAGAGAACACCUUGCUUUAACAAUGCCUGGGAACCACCCUGACCCCCAGCUUUGUAUCACUCCAGGCCCUGCAGGAAACAGUGCCUCAUAACUUCCCUCAUCUCCAUUCUUACCCCCAAAACAUUCCCUGGAUGGAAGUCCCUUCCAAAAGUGUUCCUGAUUGUACCCUUUGCCUCCUGAGCUCCAGCUUAUAAACGGAUAUCCUUAGAGCUGCAUUCUCUAGUGGCCCCUGAUAGGGUUUCUCUUGGGAGCACAGCUCUGACCCCAGAGAACCAUGGUGCCAAACUCCUGUGGGACAGCAGCUAACUGUAUCCCCUGUCCCCACCCUUAGCCCCAAGUCCCUGGGCAAGGAUGCAUCAGUUACAUAGUCCCAGAGGUAGAAUUCUCCCUGCAGUCUUCCUCUCCAGUGUUACAGCUGUACUUCCGGGUACACACAGACACACAGAAACACACACAGACAUACAGCAACUUACAGACACACAGACACAAAGACAUACACAUACACAAACACCCAGAACAAGGGGAAGUUCCUCUACCCAGGAGUCUUUACUGCUGUUUCUGACUUGUAUGGUCACGUGAUCACAGGCAAAUGGAGGUGGACUGUCUCUGACCACUUUACCAGGGCUGUGGGGAAGGUAUGGUGUGUCUUUCUUAGACAAUUCCUGAGAGGAAGGGCAGGAUCGACCCCUGAGGUUAUAGAGACCCUUGUCACUGACCCCAUCCUUCUGAACUCACUGACCCCUAUCCCGAGCUGUUCUUCCCACCCUUACCCAUGAAGGAUGCAUGUUGACUUCUUAAGGACUCCAUGGCAUGCAGACCCUGACCAACCCUGGGGUCGAAGACUUUUUUUUUUUUUGCACCAGCUACCCCAGUCCUGCUGAAUUCCAGCUCUAGAGACCUGUGCCCUCAUCUCUUUAUUGGGGGAGGGGCCAGCAGCUCCUUCUCAUCCCCUGCCUUAAAUCCAGUUCUUUGCCUCAGGGGUCUCUUUCCCAUGGCCUUCCAGGGUCCCAUCCUCUUCUCUCCCCGCCUUGCUUUCUGGGCUCUAUAUCAGGGUGAGGGACCAGGAUUACUGCCUUUUGUGGGUAUUAGCCCCUCACCCCAGUUUAACUAAUAUAGCCUUUGCAGCAAAUCUGAAUCUCAGUAAUCUAAAGCUCACUUUGAGCAGGAUUCACUAGCCCUCUAAUGGGUAUUUUCAGAGUAAACUUGAGCCUUUAAAUCAGACACCUUUAAAUUAUUUUUUACCACAAGGACUAGAAAUAGGGAAUACCCACAUCCUUCCUCCUGGGAUCCAGACUGUCCUGAUGACUGCGAUGGAGAAAUGCCCCAUGACACUUUUCUAAACAACUCUCAAAGCCCCUGCAAAGACCCUUCACUUCCCUGAAAACUUGGCUGGUAUUUGCUGUGCAGAGCACACCCUGAGAUGGGGUACCUUUGAUCUCACUGAGAGGCUGUGAGAUCCCAAGGAGGAGCCUACCCACCAGCUGCUACACUUGUCCAUUAGGGGUUACUUUCUUCUCAUAGGAAUGGUGUUUGGAGCUGACUUACACAGGGCCUCAAGGUUAGCUUAGGGCUGUGGUAGAGGUGCCUCAAUAAACUCCAGUGAAAUUAAUAUGUCCUUGGGUAAUGGGAAGGUAUCUUUUCUUAAAAAAAAAAAAAUCAGGUUUCAGAGGAGAAUCUUUUGAGUCACGUAAAUACCUCACUAUCCUGGAA